Molecule: messenger RNA, 798 nt
Organism: Lotus japonicus
Lineage: Eukaryota; Viridiplantae; Streptophyta; Magnoliopsida; Fabales; Fabaceae
Exons: 5
Coding region: 1-798 (265 amino acids)
Source: RefSeq, a predicted model, not a curated record
AUGUCUUCGUUCCCGAGCUCCGACGAACGAACGGUUGCAUCGUCACUGCUUCUUCUCCUUUCAACUUCUCCCUCUCCAUCGCUUUCUACUCCAAAGUUCGACUCUGAUUCCGACGACGACGAUCAAGUUGCAGAGGGAAGCAUAAACGAAGAGAGUUUCAAAGAAAGCUCAGUUUCAUGGUGUUCCAACUCUUUCUCUUCGAGCUCCCUCAUCAACGACGACUCUGAGUCUUCAGAGGACGACGACGACAUCAGAUCGCUUACGGUAUCAUCGUUCUCUGCCACCGAUCGGUACCAUCAGAUGAAGUUCAAGAUUGCGAGGAAGACACGAUCGAAGGUGAAAUUGACCUCCUCCUGCUCCGUCGACCGGAAAAUGAAAGCCGCCGCGACGGCGAUGGUUUCUCCGGUUUCGGUCUCCGGCGAGGCCACAUCUUGCUUAUCGAGCAGCUCAAGCGGGAUCUCCAGCGCGCGAAGCUUGCGCUAUGCUAACAGAAGCAGAGUCGCCGACAUCACGAGUGCGAGAGUGGCGCCACUGCUGCCGGCGACGCCGCGUCCUGUGAAGAAGGUCGCCAGUUCGCCGCAUCUGCGCCGGCGUGGUGAAGCCAUACUGAAGCUUCUCUCUCACGGUGGCUGGUCUGAAGUGAGGAUCCGUCAAAUGCUCGGUGAUAGCCCGGACACUAGCAAAGCGCUUCGAAUGUUGUUGAGGGUGAAUGCUGUGAAAAGAUCAGGCUCUGGUGGGCGUCAUGAUCCAUUUGUUUACACGAUUAGAUGUUUGCUCUAUGAAUAUUUUUCUGCUUAG